This is a messenger RNA of Phragmites australis (common reed), 1337 nucleotides long. Its product is annotated as peroxisome biogenesis protein 22-like. The transcript is spliced from 8 exons. The record is from RefSeq and is a predicted model, not a curated record. Gene Ontology annotation, biological process: peroxisome organization. NCBI's taxonomy places the organism in Eukaryota, Viridiplantae, Streptophyta, Magnoliopsida, Poales, Poaceae. Bases 242 to 1003 code for a protein of 253 amino acids.
UGGUCUCUUCCGUCUUCCCCGGUCAAGAAGAUAAGCACAGGUGCUCUCCCCUGCACUCGGUCAUCGCACCUCCCUCCCCUUCCCUCUUCUCCUCACGCGGCCGCCUCUCCAAUCCGACCAGGCAAUUAAUCCGCCUCUCCAAUCAGACAAGGCAAUUAAUCCGCCGUCCACACGAUCGCCUCUCUUAGCCAGAAGCCGGAAUCAAUCGAGUCGGACACCGCGCCGUCUCGCCCUCUUCGCAAUGCCGGGCCUCGCCGCCGAGCAGGACGCCUUCUCGCUGGUGCGCCGCGUCGCCCGCGCUCUCAACCGCCGUGUCUCCGACCUCGUCGCGCUGCUCUUCCACCAUAAGAGCGCAGGGUCCUUCGGCGCCGUCGCCGGCUUCGCCAUCGCCGUCGUGUUCGCGUGGAAAUUCCUGCGGUCCUCGCCGGGGCGCCCCCGCCGGCCUGCCCCCAAGCGACCCCCCGCGGCUCCAGCAGCGACCGAUUCGUCCGCUUCGGAUGCGGUCGAGCCUGUAGGUGACGCGGGCAAGUUGAUAACGCGGCAAAUUGUGGCGAAGCGACUGAGCGGGUGUAGAAAGGUUACCUGUCAACUGCUCGGUGUUGUUUUUGAGGAGAAAACUCCUGAGGAGCUUCAGAAACAUGCCACAGUUAGAUCCUCGGUAGUAGAGCUACUACUGGAAAUAUCCAAAUGUUGUGAUUUAUAUCUGAUGGAGACUGUACUUGAUGAUAAGAGCGAGGAGAACGCUCUCAUGGCCCUGGAGAGUGCUGGAAUUUUCAGGACUGGUGGGUUGAUGAAAGAGAAGGUGCUCUUUUGCAGCACUGAAGUUGGCCGAACCUCGUUUGUACGACAGUUGGAAGCAGAUUUUCACAUUGAUACGAGCCUCGACAUAGUUUCUCAACUAUCUCGGUUCAUCCGAUGUCAAUUAUUUAUUUCCUCGAUGGAAGGAGGACAGCUUGCAGCCAAUGUAUUCAACUCACCAAGCCUCGAGCAGUUCUUCUCUUGAAGGCGGAACACAAACAGAGGGUUUCAUACCCUGAAUGUGCGGAUUCCAGCAGCACAUCUUUUCAAGCUCUGGUGUCGUGCGACGUGCAAAUUCAUGACACCAGUUUGGUAGUAGAACCUUCAAAUAUACAAUCAGGCAGGCAUCCAUUGGUACUCAUGUUGCUGCAAGUGGUGCCUGUUCUUUCAAUUGGCUCAUAGCUGAGUGUGCUGUAGAUAAUGAGAACGCUAAGUUAGAUCCUUGCAUUUUUUUUUUCGAGCAACCAUGUACCAAAAUUGUAAAAUGAAUAAUACAGGAGUCGUUUUCUUUGUUAUAUAUUAUCACAACCAUUAGAUUC